Molecule: messenger RNA, 4543 nt
Organism: Osmerus eperlanus (European smelt)
Lineage: Eukaryota; Metazoa; Chordata; Actinopteri; Osmeriformes; Osmeridae
Product: metal transporter CNNM3
Exons: 12
Coding region: 30-2297 (755 amino acids)
Biological process (GO): transport; intracellular manganese ion homeostasis; magnesium ion homeostasis
Cellular component (GO): plasma membrane; cytoplasm
Molecular function (GO): transmembrane transporter activity
Source: RefSeq, a predicted model, not a curated record
CGUACAGAGCCCAGCUGCCCAAUUCCAAUAUGGUGGCCAGCUUGGCAGACCUACGGUUCUUGUUUAUAACGUUGUUGUUCUGCAGGAUCAAGCACGGUGCCUGCAGCCAGCAAGCCCCGCGGGUACUGGGGCUAAGACUGGAAGACCCAGAGGGUCUGGUGUGUAUGAAGGAGCGGAUCAUCUCAGCGCCACAGGGUGCCAAAUUCAAGCUUCGCUUGUUUGUGUCCGAUCUGUUGAAUGAAACCUGGCCGUGGGUUGCGUUUGCAGGGGCGAUCAGGGGUGAGGCCGGGGCAGUGGGAGACGCCGCGGACCCGUGCGAUCAAGAUACUCGCCGUGACGCAUCUGCGUUCCAAGUAACAGGGGAGUUCACGGCAGACGAGGAGAAUAGCGGACUCAUAACGGUGCAGGUACACGAGGAGAGCAGCUCUUCAACGGAAGGAGGAGGGUCAAAGGACGCGCCGAUAUAUCACCACCUAUGCGUUCUGACAGAAGGGAAAUGGGUAUCCGUGGGACCAGACAGACUUCGCAUAAACUACGACUCGGGUCUACCUCCAGAUUAUAUUCCUCCAUGGGGUCUUGCGGUGCUGGUGGUUGUGCUAAUCCUAAUCUGCGGGGUGUUCAGAACUCUGAACCUCAGUCUACUGUGGUUGGAUCCUCUAGAGCUCUACGUCCUGCAUAGCUGCGGGUCUGAGGAGGAGAAACGUGCCGCCAAGCGCUUGGAGCCUAUCAGAAGACGUGGAAACUUCUUGGUGUGUUCCUUGCUGUUCCUGUGUGCUCUUGGCCACUCGGUUCUAGGGGUUCUGUUCUACCAGGUCUUCGGUUCCGUGGUUCCUGCAGUGUUCACCAGCGGGAUCCUCAUCUUCUUCCUGUCUGAGCUAGUUCCCCACAUUGUGUGCUCUGGCUAUGGAUUCCAGUUGGCUCCUGCACUCACAUGGCUGGCCCAGCUGUGUAUGGUGCUGACCUGCCCCCUGUCUUGCCCGCUGGGCCUGGUACUGGACCUGGCCCUCAGGCGUGAUGUCAGCACUUGUGGCAUCAGGGAGAGGACCAUGGAGAUGAUCCGCACCAGCGUCAAUGACCCAUACAGUGAGUUUGUGAAGGAGGAGUUCAGCCGGGGCACGCUGCGCAGUAAGACGGUGGAGGACAUCCUGACCCCCCUGAAGGACUGCUUCAUGCUUCCCAGCACGGCCAUGCUGGACUUCUCCACCAUGUCAGAGAUCAUGCAGAGCGGAUACACGCGUGUGCCCAUCUACGAGGAGGAGAGGUCCAACAUUAUAGAGAUCCUCUACGUUAAAGACCUGGCUCUGGUAGAUCCGGAUGAUUGCACUCCCAUGACAACCAUCACCAAGUUCUAUAACCAUCCUCUGCACUUUGUAUUUAACGACACCAAACUGGACGCUAUGCUGGAAGAGUUUAAGAAAGGUAACUCUCACCUGGCCAUCGUUCAGAAGGUGAACAAUGAGGGGGAGGGAGAUCCCUUCUACGAGGUGCUGGGAUUGAUCACCUUAGAAGACGUCAUAGAGGAGAUCAUCAAAUCAGAGAUCCUGGAUGAGUCUGAUGGCUACAUGGACAUGAAGCUAAAGCGACCACUCGUUCCUGUGGAUAUCCCACUGGAGCCUCGGAGCGUACACGAAGAGUUCUCUAUCUUUAAAGUUCCUGAAGGGGAACCCAAAAUCCGCACCUCUCCCCAACUCCUUCUGGCCACACACCGCUUCCUGUCCAGGGAGGUGGAGCACUUCAGCCCAUGGCGUGUGUCAGAGAAGGUACUCUUCCAUCUGCUCCGUCAUCCCAGUGUCAACCAGGAAGUGCACUUUGACCCCUCCAACCGGCUUAGCCUGGACCACUACCUCUAUACACGCAACCACCCAGUGGAUUACUUCAUCCUGCUGCUGCAGGGGCGUGUGGAGGUUGAGAUCGGUAAAGAGGGGCUGAAGUUUGAGAAUGGGGCGUUUACGUACUAUGGAGUGUCCGCUCUCACAGCACCAUCUUCUGUGCACCAGUCUCCCAUGUCAACUCAGCGGCAUUCUCCCAGAGAUCCAUUUGAGCUGGGCGAAGCCACGAGCCCGUCCAGCUACUGUCCUGACUACACCGUCCGUGCUCUCACUGACCUGCAGCUCAUACGGGUGACCCGUCUGCAGUACCUGAAUGCUCUGAUGGCGUCCCGUGCGACCUACAGUCCUGACACACCCGAAAUAAAAAUCCUGCCCAACAGCCAGACCAAACUACUCAACGAGAGAAAUACAACACAAGAGUUCCCUGUCAACUUCUCAUUCUUUGAUACUAUUGAGAACUACUGUUAGUGUUUAAGUGCAUGAGGUGACAGUAAGGCCUGUGAGAGUUCCACUGAAGAGGAGGCCCAUGGGUAGUGGAGUUCUUCCUGCCCUCUGUCAAACCUGUGUGUCACUCCAGAUGACUAAGAGGACAGUUUUUAGGGUUAGACAUUUCUUUUUCUUUCUUUUUUUGACCAAAUAAUCUCCAGAACAUUGGUGAUUGAACCAAUUUAGAGUGAAUAAGUAUCAGUGUGGUUGAGUGUGUCUGCAGCACUGACACAUCACUGUUUUCAACCCCUCCCAUAAUUUCUCUGUAUAGUUUUCAAUAUACUCCAUUUUUAAGAUGUUCUGUUCUGCUGGUGUAGGUGUGGACUAAUUUGUGUGACGAUUCUUUUCCUUCCUAUUGGAAUAAGGCACUCCUCACUAAACAUUGUUUCUUUUUUUCUCUGCAUUGCCUGCCUGGUUGUCAAAACGAAUUUGUUUUCAAAUAUGUACUUCUAAUAAGUGUGUGUGGGGCAGGGGCAGCCAGGCAUGUCUUUUAGAGUAUAUUCAAGGUCCGUCCAUUUUAGGUUAUACAUCACACACCAAGUAGUCAAAACUGGUUUGCACCAACGUGUGCACUGUUAUUGACUUAAUACCACAAUUCUUUGGUACGUCCAAAAUUCAUUUUGCACAUGCUCACAUAUCAACAUGUAUAGCCAAAUAUAAAUAGUUGAUGUCGUUGUUUGUCUUCCUUCCAUUUAUACCAAUUACCCAUUUAUACCAAUUACCCAAUCAGUGCAAUGUUACUGUCUUAUGUAAAUACAUCACAGGUCAAAAGUGGACUUGUUACUUUUGGGUGAGGGCCAGUGUAUUGUGUAUUGCCACUGCACCCUUGUCUGUGUUUGCUUCAACCAAAUACUACAGCAACGAAGGGACUUGGAUAAAACACAGUAGAUCUACCCAGACAAAACUGACAUCCAGGCCCUUACACAGUGACUUACUGUAUAGUAAUGCAGUUGGUUCUAUGAAAAAUACAUUUAGGACCAAUUUUACACUCAACCUAUCCCAAUUUCAACACCAUUAUAAAUCUGAUAGAAGUAAAUAAGUACUUUUUUGCCCGUUUUCAUCCUGUCAGAUCUGUAUGAUGUGCCAAUUUAAGGUAAUUAGGGUCCCUUGGUCCUAAUUAUCUUGUCCAAUAACCUUGAUAGGGAUGCUUUAGCAUUGAAUUAACUUAUUCAUUCCUUUUGUUUGGCCAAGGAGAUCUAAGGUUGCCAUAGAGAAAGAAAUAGAGAAUGUGUGUGUGUGUGCAUGCGUGCAUGCACAAGCAGUUUAUGUCUAAAGCACCUUGUUAACUCUCAUCCUUGAUUUUCAAGUAGGCUGAGUUACAUUAUCAUUCCUGUGUGAUUUGUGAGUGAGUGAGUGAAUGAAUGAAUGUGCAUCCAGUCCUAACAGACUCUUUCAGGAAACAACCCAGGUUGCAGUGUUGCCAACCAUUUUCACAUGACUGGAAACCCACAAUAUAAACCGCUUGGUUUAGAAAAGUACCUUAUCCAGCGAUUUGGGUGUUUAGCAAUGUUUUAAUGGAGCAAAAUAGGGGUGUUCCUCCUAACUUCUCCAGCAGGCUAAUGGACGUUUCUCCAAACGUGUGUAUGGAGGUCAGCAUGUAACAUCAUCUUCAGGUCUUAUGAUCUCCUAUGGAAGAAUUGUAAUGUUUGUUAAUCGUAUAUGCUUAAUUGAGGGCAUACACUAAGAGAUCUGAAUAACCAUGCUGAUAAUAAGUAAAUAUUUUCCAGUGGUUUAAGCUUAACCAUGUUGUACUGUUGGUUCUGUUGUAUUAAGUUCAUUUUUAUUGUAUUGUAUGACAUGUAUAUUGUAAAAAAGGUAAUCACUAUUACGUGUGCUACUUUUACUGAUUGGGAGAAAUUUGGUUUUCUGAUUUGUUAGAAACUGUAUAUUAAUGUAUUAAUACUUCCAUUUAGAGAAUAUAAAUCAAGGAUUUAGUCUUAAACUUGUAGUUGUUAUCUUGGUUUUCAGAUAGCUUACAGCACUAGAAUUGAUACGAAAACACACAGCCAGCUGUUCUUCCUGGUUUGUAUAGCCCACAGUGCAGAAUUUCACUAUUUAGGAAGGCAGUUAUUGGUACAUCAACCACUUGUAGGUUAACUGUUCCUGAGGGAAUUAACUGGACUGAUAUUGCCAUUUUCUGAUGUUUAGUUCCCGAUGUUUGUUUCCUUCACUACGAGAAUGUGCCACUGCAAAAACGUAACUUUUAAUAAAUAAGGGUCAGUUUAUCA